This is a messenger RNA of Paraphaeosphaeria sporulosa, 732 nucleotides long. RefSeq lists its product as uncharacterized. The transcript has a single exon. Lineage: Eukaryota; Fungi; Ascomycota; Dothideomycetes; Pleosporales; Didymosphaeriaceae. Bases 206 to 586 code for a protein of 126 amino acids. The record is from RefSeq and is a predicted model, not a curated record.
CACAAACAAAGUCAUUGUGCAUUGACACCCCACAGCUUCUCUGGUACAUUUCUGUUCUACGUGUUGCCUGCGCGCGGUGGUGGUGAACUGUCGACGCGCGAUUCGAAGCGGGCAGCUUCCCCAGAUACACCAGCCGCGGUUGGGGCAUGCAACCAUGGUAGCUUCCGCAGCCGCCGACAAUUCGCUGUGAAUUUCUAUCCACUCGAUGGCGGAGAAUUUGCUGGAUUCCACACGUCUUCAACUGGCGAGAACACUCAACGUAUUGAUGUGCAGCUCGACGUUGCAGCUCUCACGUGCUACAGCUGCUGCCUCGAUUGAGCCAAGUUCGAAUCGAGGCGCGGGAGCUUGGGCGCAUGACAUGGCAUCACCGUGGGACGCUUCACCCCACGCCGGCCUUCACCAUCCUUCUUUGCCACGACUGCUGGGGACAUGGACUGGACAUGAUGCCUGCCCUUCCUUUACGGUCUCUCACGCCGACCUCCAGGCCACUCCGAACUCAGCCUCAGCUCCGGCACCCCACCUCGCAGCUUGUCGCCCACAGGUGACCCUAGAAUACCCCUACAGACAUACGCAUACACGUAGUUGACCAUGAACACCCGGCCAGUUCUUGAUCCGACCCAACAGCCCUUUGCUCUGGCUGCCGCGUUCAACGAGAACAAUACCUUCUUCUCCGUCGCACACGAGCACGGUUUCAAAGGUAGAAUACCACAUUGAUUACGAGGCCCUCCGCUA